CCUGGCCACAGUCUCUCCCCCAGGACUUCCUGUUGGGGUGUCCUAGGCCCCACCCCAGAGCUGGGCACUUCCCUCCCUGACACAGGGACCGGGACCCACUCUGCCCUGCCAGAGGCAGACAUGGUGCCCCUGCUGCUGCUGCCCCUGCUGUGGGGGGGGUCCUUGCAGCAGCAGCCGCUAGGCUAUGAGCUCCGAGUGCAGGAAUCGGUGACGGUGCAGGAGGGUCUGUGUGUCCACGUGCCCUGCUCCUUCUACCCGUGGAGUUCGUGGUAUUCCUCUACCACAGUCUAUACCUACUGGUACCGGCACGGGGACAACAUAAACCGUGAUGCUCCUGUGGCCUCGAGCAACCGGAAUACACCAGUGAAGACAGAGACCCAAGGGCGCUUCCUCCUCGCGGACCCCACGACCAGCAACUGUUCCCUGCAAAUCAGAGACGCCAGGAGGAGUGACUCAGGACGCUACUUCUUCCGAGUGGAGACAGAAUAUUCUAGAUUUCAUCCCCAAGGAUAUACUUACCGAUAUAAGAUGCUGGAUUUGCAGGUGACAGCCCUGACAGAGAGACCCCACAUCCGUGUACGGGAGCCUCUGGAGUCCGGCCACCCCACACAGCUGGCCUGCAGCCUGCCAGGGGCCUGUGAAGGGGGACGACCUCUCACCUUCUCCUGGGCGGGAGCCGCUGUGGACUCGCUGGACCCCCAGACCCUCCGCUCCUCGGUGCUCACCUUCACCCCGAGGCCUCGGGACCAUGGCACCAGCCUCACCUGUCAGGUCCAAGUCCAAGGAUCUUUGGUGGCCACACAGAGAACCAUCCGGCUCAAUGUCUCCUAUGCCCCAGGGAAUCUCACCAUAGGCGUCUCCUUCAGAAACGACCCAGCCUUUAAGAAUCUGCAGGCCACUUCCCUUUCCAUCCUGGAGGGAGAGGCCCUGAGGCUGCGCUGUGAGGCUGACAGCAACCCCCCUGCCGAGCUGAGCUGGCUCCGGGGGUCCCCAGGCCUGAACGCCACCCCCCUCUCCAGCACCGCGAUCCUGGAGCUGCCUCGCGUGGGGCCUGCACAGGAAGGAGAGGUCACCUGCCAAGCUCGGCACCCGCUGGGCUCCCACAGCGUCUCUCUCAGCCUCUCCGUGGCCUACCCCCCGCAGCUGCUGGGACCCUCCUGCUCCUGGGAGGACCAGGGUCUGCACUGCAGCUGCUCCUCCUGGGCCCAGCCGGCCCCCUCCCUGCGCUGGCGGCUCGGGGCGGGGCUGCUGGAGGGGAACCAUGGCAACGCCUCCCACUUGGUCACCUCCAGCUCAGAGGGGCCCUGGACCAACAGCUCCCUGAGCCUCAAUGAGGGGCUCAAUGAGGGGCUCAGACUCAGCUGCGAGGCCUGGAAUGUGCACGGGGCCCAGAGCGCCUCUGUCCUGCUGCUGCCAAGCAGCCCUCACUCCAGCAGAUGUGUGACCGAGGAGCAGCAGGGGUCCUGGCCCCUCGUCUUCACCUUGAUCAGAGGGGCCCUCAUGGGGGCUGGCUUCGUCCUCACCUACGUCCUCACCUGGCUCUACUACACCAGGUGUGGAGGCCCCCGGAGCAGGAGGCAGAGCUCCUGAUGGAUCCUCCUUCCUCUCAGGAUGGGACUGAGGUGCGGACACCAGGCGAGAGGGACCGUCCUGGGGCGUCAAUGUCACCUUCUCCCUGGAAGCUCUUGACUCACCUGCCUCCAAUGUGCCCCUGGGGUGUCAGUGUGUGGAAGUGACUGAGUGACGCCAAGGGGAGUCAGUGCCAUGGAGAGAAGACUUUCCCUCCUUUCACCUCCUGAGAGGAGGGGCCGCUGUGCCCGGAAGCCCCGGAUUUCCUCAGGAAGCAGAUGCAGGUGCAGGGCCGCCUAGCGAAGGCCUUGGUUGGGGUUUCCAUGGGAAACGCAGGCAGGGCAGGGUGAGCAGUUCAGGACCAGCUGGUGUGUAUCAGUCUGGGGGAUGGGCCUGUGGGCGUGGUCUCCGUGUGUCUGGUCCCAGGUCCUGGGUGAUUUGGGGCAGGUGGGGAGGCUGGGAAUAUGGGUUCAGGUUGGGUUGGUUUGCAUCUGAAGUUCUUUGCUGUCCUGAAAAUGGGCGGGCCCUGGGAGGCCUUGUCUCUCCAUGACUUCCGAUCUGUUUAAUGGCUCAAAACAUCAUAAGAUGCAGAAAUAAACAAUAAUACACACCCA
This is a messenger RNA of Myotis daubentonii (Daubenton's bat), 2183 nucleotides long. Its product is annotated as sialic acid-binding Ig-like lectin 14. Gene Ontology annotation, molecular function: sialic acid binding. Bases 121 to 1590 code for a protein of 489 amino acids. NCBI's taxonomy places the organism in Eukaryota, Metazoa, Chordata, Mammalia, Chiroptera, Vespertilionidae. Gene Ontology annotation, cellular component: plasma membrane. Gene Ontology annotation, biological process: cell adhesion. The transcript is spliced from 8 exons. The record is from RefSeq and is a predicted model, not a curated record.